CGUCGCUUUUGUCGUUAUCAUCGUCGGCCUGAAAGUAGGAGGUCCUUUUCUCGCAGACUCCGCCAUGGCUCGAGGACCGAAGAAACACUUGAAGCGCGUGGCAGCGCCAAAGCAUUGGAUGCUGGACAAGCUCACCGGAGUGUUCGCUCCUCGUCCCUCCACUGGGCCCCACAAGCUGAGGGAGUGCCUCCCCCUCAUCAUCUUCCUGAGGAACCGGCUGAAGUACGCCCUGACCGGAGAUGAGGUUAAGAAAAUCUGCAUGCAGAGGUUCAUCAAGAUUGACGGCAAGGUCCGCACGGACGUCACCUACCCCACAGGCUUCAUGGAUGUGAUCAGCAUUGAGAAGACUGGAGAGCACUUCCGCCUGAUCUACGAUGUCAAGGGACGCUUCACCGUUCACCGGAUCACAGCGGAGGAGGCCAAGUACAAGCUCUGCAAGGUGAAGAAGAUUAUCAUUGGCACCAAGGGGAUUCCCCACCUGAUCACACACGAUGCCCGCACCAUCCGCUACCCCGACCCCCUCAUCAAGGUCAACGACACCGUCCGCAUUGACCUGGACACCGGCAAGAUCACCGAGUUCAUCAAGUUUGACACCGGUAACCUUUGCAUGGUGACCGGCGGUGCCAACUUGGGGCGUAUCGGUGUGAUCACCAACAGGGAGAGACACCCCGGCUCCUUCGACGUGGUGCACGUGAAGGACAGCACUGGCAACAGCUUCGCCACCAGGCUGUCCAACAUCUUUGUCAUCGGCAAGGGCAACAAGCCAUGGGUUUCCCUGCCCCGCGGAAAGGGAAUCCGUUUGACCAUUGCCGAGGAGAGAGACAAGAGACUGGCCGCCAAGCAGGGCAGCAGCUAAGCCCCCUCUGUAAGGGCAGCCCUGAAAUCCUGUCACACAAAACCCAGAUUUCAAUAAAAGGUUAUUUACAACAAAA
Molecule: messenger RNA, 932 nt
Organism: Megalops cyprinoides (Indo-Pacific tarpon)
Lineage: Eukaryota; Metazoa; Chordata; Actinopteri; Elopiformes; Megalopidae
Gene: rps4x
Product: ribosomal protein S4 X-linked
Exons: 7
Coding region: 65-856 (263 amino acids)
Biological process (GO): translation
Cellular component (GO): cytosolic small ribosomal subunit; ribosome
Molecular function (GO): structural constituent of ribosome; RNA binding
Source: RefSeq, a predicted model, not a curated record